AUGGGCGCCCUCGCAGCAUGUACAGCCGUUACUGUCACCAACCCGUUCGAGGUCGUCAAGACGAGGAUGCAGCUACAUGGAGAGCUUGGGACGCGUGGGCAGAGUCAGAGCCCCUUCCGAGUGUUUGGGCAAACGCUUAAGCAUGAGGGUGUGAGGGGCAUUCAGAGGGGGCUGGGACCGGCGUACAUCUACCAGAUCCUGCUCAACGGAUCACGGUUGGGCUUCUACGAGCCGUUUCGCACAAGCUACAAUAAGCUGACUGGCAGAAGAAAAGAGGAAGUGUGGGCGCUGGGUAGUCUCGCUGCGGGAGCAAGCUCCGGAGUCGUAGGAGCCGUCUUUGGCAAUCCCUUCUUCCUGGUAAAGGCUCGUCUUCAAGCUUACUCGCCCUCUCUUGACCCUUCACAAGCGCGCCACCACUACACCUCGACGCUCAACGGUCUCUCCACCAUCGUCAAGAAGGAGGGCGUACGCGGUCUCUGGCGAGGAUGGGACGCUGCUGUUCUCCGCACAGCAAUGGGCUCGACCGUUCAACUCCCCGCUUACAACCUCGCGAAGACGUACCUGAGCAAUCUGAAGCCAGAGGACACAUUCGCAUACAACCCGGCCCUGCUGAUUGCUGGGAGGCCGAAUAACUUCCUCACCUACCUGAGCAGCAGUAUUUUCUCUGGGCUGUGCGUUUGCGCAGUCAUGCAGCCGGCGGAUACGGCCUUGACGAGGAUGUACAACCAGCCAGUCAAUGUGCUGCCCAACGGGAAGACGGUGGGAGCUCUUUACAGAGGGCCAUUGCACUGUCUCUACCUUACGGCGAAGGCGGAGGGGCCCUUGGCGUGGUACAAGGGCACGACCGCCCAUCUGGCCCGCAUUGCGCCGCACACGGUCCUGACGCUUGUAAUGAACGAGGUCUACCUGAGAUGGUACACACAAGCAAAGAGUGGAUAA
Molecule: messenger RNA, 939 nt
Organism: Jaminaea rosea
Lineage: Eukaryota; Fungi; Basidiomycota; Exobasidiomycetes; Microstromatales
Product: mitochondrial carrier
Exons: 4
Coding region: 1-939 (312 amino acids)
Source: RefSeq, a predicted model, not a curated record